Molecule: messenger RNA, 1491 nt
Organism: Acanthamoeba castellanii str. Neff
Lineage: Eukaryota; Discosea; Longamoebia; Acanthamoebidae
Product: ATPase, AAA domain containing protein
Exons: 2
Coding region: 1-1491 (496 amino acids)
Biological process (GO): mitochondrial respiratory chain complex III assembly; protein insertion into mitochondrial inner membrane from matrix
Cellular component (GO): mitochondrial inner membrane
Molecular function (GO): ATP binding; ATP hydrolysis activity
Source: RefSeq, a predicted model, not a curated record
AUGGCCGAACAACUGGCAGGCGCGUACCUUCGCGGUCGAAUCGGCGCGCUGGCGGACAACGACGUGUUCUCGGGCGGCCUCAUGCUCGUCCUGAUGGGAAUGGUCGCGGCCUACGUCGGCUGGACGGCCCAGUGGCUGUGGGACCGGUUCUGGCGCGAGUUCGUCGUGUCGCUCGAGGUGCGCAAGGAGGACGAGGCCUUCGCGUGGAUCAUGAAGUGGCUCGCUCACCAGACCGAGCGCGCCAACGGGCGCGACCUGAGCAUGCUCACCACGCGCGACAACCGCCAAGACCGCUGGAACGGCGCCGAGGCCGCCACCAAGCCCCAGCUCCACUUCGGCCCUGCUCCCGGCCAGCACUUCCUGCGCUACCGCGGGCGGUGGAUCACCGUGCAGCGCGUGGUCAAGGAGAACGGCGGCGGAAGCGGGAACAACAGCCUCGAACUGCAGGAGACCAUCAAGCUGCAGACCUUCGGCCGCGACCCGCAGAGGCGCGCCAUCGCGUCGGUGCACUUCCCGGAGGGCGUGGUCGAGGAGCUGGUGGCCGACGUGCGCGAGUUCCUGGCCAUGGGCGAGUGGUACAAGCGGCGCGGCAUUCCGCACCGGCGCGGCUACAUGCUCUACGGCGAGCCCGGCUGCGGCAAGAGCAGCUUCGCCACGGCUCUGGCUGGCGAGCUGGGCCUCAACCUGUGCGUGUGCAGCCUGGCCAGCGCGAGCCUCGACGACGACUCGCUCCAGGAGUUCCUGCGCAAGAUGCCCAAGGGCAGCAUCCUCCUGCUGGAGGACAUCGACGCCGCCUUCAUCCAGCGCACGAAGAACGUCGACCAGUCGCACAGCAAGAACAAGGUCACCUUCAGCGGCCUGCUCAACGCGCUCGACGGUGCCGUGGCGUUCGAGGGCUCGCUGGUGCUGAUGACCACCAACCACCGCGAGCUGCUCGACCCGGCGCUCACCCGGCCGGGCCGCGUGGACAUGGCGAUCUACGUGGGACUGGCCCGCCGCGACCAAGUGCGCCGCCUGUUCGCCUACUUUUACCACCCGUGGGAGGCCCAGAAGAACGAACGCGACGACAGCGAAGACGAUAAGAAGAACGAAGACGACGGCAAGCGGCGCCUGGCGGAGGUGGACGAGCUGGCGCAGCGGUUCGCGGAGCUGGUGCCCGAGGAGCGGCUGUCGAUGGCGAGCCUGCAGGGCUUCCUGCUGCGACACAAGCUCGACCCGCAGGCUGCGAUCGACAACGUGGCGCGGUUCGUCGAGGCCGAGCUGGAGCGUAUCAAGAACGAGAAGGCCGCCAGACGCAAGAACAAGAAGGCUGCAGACGAUGACCACAACGACAACGACGAUCAAAACGAGGAAGCCAAGGGCGACGAGACCAAGGAGGAGGAGGAGGUGGAGGUCAAGAUCGCCCAGGCCAAGGUAGGAGAGGUAAAGGAGAAUGAAGCGGCAGCUGACCAGCUCGAGGGGAUUGUAAUUGUCUCCGCCACAUCCGCCUGA